This is a messenger RNA of Lathyrus sativus (Indian pea), 600 nucleotides long. NCBI's taxonomy places the organism in Eukaryota, Viridiplantae, Streptophyta, Magnoliopsida, Fabales, Fabaceae. The record is from the annotation of a GenBank genome assembly.
AUGGCAUCAUCAUCACCAACCUCAAAGCCAGUUUCUCUUGUAUUAUCAUUGUUAACCAUUGUUAUCAUGCUAACCAUGAAUGUGAAGGGUCAAGGAGUGAGUACUAGUGGUAGUAGUACAAGCUGGUGUGUGGUGAGAAGUGAUGCAAGCUACAAUGUGUUACAAACAGCUUUGGAUUAUGCAUGUGGAGCAGGUGCUGAUUGUCUUCCUCUUCAACCAGAUGGACUGUGUUUUCUUCCCAACACCAUUCAAGCUCAUGCUUCUUAUGCUUUCAAUAGUUACUAUCAGAAAAGAGCUAGAGCUCCUGGCUCUUGUGACUUCUCUGGAACCGCCACCAUUGCUCAAACAGAUCCAAGUUAUGGAUCUUGUGUGUACCCUUCUUCUACAAGUGGUGCUGGAGGAUCAAACACACCAACCACACCAAGUUCAAUGACAAACCCAAACAACAUCUCAUUACCUACAACCCCACCAAACUUUGGUGGUUUAUCUCCAGAAAUGAACGCUCCAUUCAAUGACAAUUCUAAAGCACCACCAAAGCAACAACUCACUAGCUUUUUACUUUUCUUUUCCUCACUUCUCAUUCUCUCCAUUAUCUCUUAG